UCACUAUUGAAACCAAACCAAAUCAAACCCACGGAUAAAGAAGAGAGAGAAAGUGAGGAGAGAGAGAGACUCCAGAAAAAAAGAUUGGAUUUUUAUGCUUGGGUUUUUUUGAUCUGGUUCAUUUUGGAGCUUUGAAGAGGAAUUGGAUAAUAAUUAUUGUAUGUUUAGAUAUAUGAUGCUGUCUAGUUCUUUCAGUGCUUGGAUCAGUCAUUUUCUAGCUUGCAUGGGAGGUUGCUUUGGUUGCUGUGCAAAAUCUCAACCAGUUAUUGCUGUGGAUGAACCAUCUAAAGGACUACGAAUACAAGGAAAGUUGGUGAGAAAACCGAGUAUGUCGGAUGAUUUUUGGAGCACCAGUACAUGCGAUCUGGAGGUUAGUACUGUUCAAUCCCAUAGAAGCAUGUCUUCCAUCAGUAUAUCAAAUCAGAGCCUCAGUCAACAGAGCGGCACUGGCAAUGCUAGCAACAACAAUGAAUUCAUAAAUCACGGCUAUCUUCUUUGGAACCAGACCAGGCUUCAGUGGCUAGCAAGUAAAAAUCCAGAGAACCGAAGAGUCGUUGAAGAACCGAUGUUAAAUUGGAAUGUUUCGUAUGAUAGCUUAUUUGGGACUAACAAACGAUUCCCUCAGCCAAUUCCUCUCUCGGACAUGGUCGACUUUCUUGCUGAUAUUUGGGAGCACGAGGGUUUGUACGAUUAACCAUGCUGAUCGGGAUUGUGUAUUGAUCUUCUUCGCCUUAUCUGAAUUUUUCUGGUUGUUUUAACCUCUGAUAAAAUUGUGCAUAGUUUCCAGAAUACAGUGAGUGAUUGAGGAUGCAAGAAUGUUUAGAAACAAAGAUUUUAACUGAUAGAAAAUGAGAGGGGCUAAUAGUAAAGGAAACAUUUAUUUAGGGUUUGAAUAUAGAUGCAUGCUUUGUAAAUGGGAAGCUAAUUUACUCUGCAUAAACUUGAUUAUAUGUUGUUGGUUUUAUUAAUUUUUGUCAAAUUUGAUCUGU
This is a messenger RNA of Solanum stenotomum, 989 nucleotides long. RefSeq lists its product as uncharacterized. The transcript is spliced from 6 exons. Bases 161 to 694 code for a protein of 177 amino acids. The record is from RefSeq and is a predicted model, not a curated record. NCBI's taxonomy places the organism in Eukaryota, Viridiplantae, Streptophyta, Magnoliopsida, Solanales, Solanaceae.